AGGUGAUCAGCUGUCUAGCCCUAUGGAGCUGAGUACUAAAAUAAAGUCCCCCGUGAGAUGCAAUACUGUGGAAAACCAGAGAUUGCGCUGGGAAAGAAAAUGGAGCAGGACAGCCAAAGAGCUUGUAGAAACAGAACAGAGGUACUCUGAGCAGCUGGAAUUGAUCAAAAGUUAUUUCAUAGAUAUUUUGAAAGCCAAAGGAACUUUGAAGGAGGACACAAGAAAAGCAGUGUUUGGUUCACUGGAAUCUAUUUGCUUAGUUAAUCAAACAUUACUAGUUUACCUUGAAGAAGGUAAAUUUGGGAUAGGCUUUGAAGAGUUCUGUCCUCACCUCCAUCUCUAUGCUAGCUAUGCUGAAAACAUGGAAUACGCUGUCAAAGUCCUUCAGGAACAAAUAAGGAAAAAUAAAGCAUUUGUGAGGUUUAAAAAGCUGCAAGAGUCCAGACCUGAAUUUAUGGGUAUGAAACUAGAAGACUUGCUUCCCUUACCCAUGCAGCGUAUUUAUAAAUAUAAACACUUCCUGGAAGAUCUGACAGCAAACACAAGCCCUGAUAGUACUGAAUUCAAGCAGCUCACAAAGGCAGUGAAUGCUGUAUAUGAAGUCUCUCAGCACAUACAGGACCGCGCUCGAAGCCAUGAAAAUUACCUGCAGAUGCUAAGGGUACAGAAAUUGCUGAAAGGACGCAAGACCAAGGUGUUGGCUUCAGGACGGUGGUUUUUAAAAGAAGGCUGGCUUACAGUUGUUCCCCACAAAGGCGAGGAAGUAAAGCAUCGAAUGUGCUUCUUGUUUUCAGAUAUAUUACUGUUGGCAAAACCUUGCCACUCUCUGCACCCACUGCAUGCAGGAAAAUUUGAUUGCCAGUCUGUUUACCCACUCAUUGAAUGUCGAGUUGAAAAAGUUUUUGGACAUACUAGGAGUCAAGGAGGACUUAUUAGUUUAACCUUUGAGCGAGAGAAACUACUGCUGAUGUCAAAUGACCAGGGGAACGUUAAUGACUGGUACCGGUGCCUGUCUGCUGCCAUUGGGCAGCUGAAAUCCAGGAUUACAGUUGUGCAUAAGAAACACAAUCAGGGAGGAAGAGCUCAGCAAUACAAAGACGCAAUCACCUCCUUGGAGACAAUUUCUGAUGCUUCUCAAAACAGAAAAAAACAAAACCUGAGACAAAAAAGAGACAAGUCAGAAAACUCAAACUCCCAAUGUUCAUCUUUUGAAAAUGAAAGCCAUGUAUCCAAGAGAAGAAAACUGACAGAAAAUCCAUCUGAAAGAUUUUUGGAAAGACAGAACACACAUGAAGUGGAAAGUAGUGCGUGCACUAUUUUGUGACAUUUGAAAAUUUCUUGAACAUGAAGAACAGACAAUUCACUUUUGUCAUCUAUCACAUUAUAUCCACUUUAGUGGGAAUAUAUAACAUUUAUUUUUCUCAGAGGUAGUACUCUGGAAUAAGAGCUUAUAGAUUUCUUAUGUUGUAUCUGAUUGGGAAAUUUGUAUAACUUGUUCUGUUGUAAAACGUGGAGGAAUUUAUUUUCCUGUUUGACCUGGAGAAAUGUGGUUUUAUCUUUUUCAAAAGCUAGAUGGCCCAACAAAUCCUAACACUUCUUCCGUUAACUACUUACUGUUAUUGUAGGCAAAGAUCAAAAUCAUCUUACCCCCCCCCCCCCCCCAUACACACAGUUAUACUGACACAGUGUGGACUGAGUAAGAUAUGCAUUAUGUUUUCUUUUUGUUGUUUCUUCAGAGAAUAUUUUAACUGGUUAUUUUCUGAAAAUGCAUGCAACCAUGCAAGAAGUAAUUGCUUAACUCUUUUGCAGCCCUCCCCCAGAAGAGUGAAUAAGAUGAGCACAUUUUAUCUUGUUCUCUUUUCUGUUACUUUAUUGUUCCUUGCCAGUGGACAAAACACAGACAUCACUCUGCAAGCAUUGCUAGUAAAGUACCAUUUAAGAUUAUAUAAUGUGUGCUAACAAUUCUAUUUCAAAACCGUUUGAUGGUAUUCUUCACUUACAUUUCAGCUUGUUUAAUUUAAAAUUAAAGUAUUAUAGGUUAUAGGUUCAUAAGUAAGUACUAGGCUAGUUGCACUUGUGUGCCAUUUUAAGCCCAGCCAGUUUCCCUUUUUGAGAUCAAAGUAACCUAUCCCAUGUGGUUAUAAAUUGUUAUUGUAUAUCCCAUGGUUGAUAACUAUAUAGUACCCCUAAUGACUAAUUGAGAUCAUACCACAGGUAAUUUGAGGGGACUCAUGCAUGGAAUAAAGUAUUAUUAUUGUUGGUCGAGUAGUAGUAUUUCUAUUGCUAUUAGAAGAAAAAGAAAAUGCUGUACAACAGUCUUGCACACUGACGUUCUGCUUUAUAGAAUGGUUGAUGAUUAUAUGAACUUAAAGGUAGUCUAUAUGAAGAUAACUGCCAUUAUAAUGGCAAGAUAAGAUAGCUGUUUUAACGUAUAUUUUUCUGUGCCAUAUAUUUAUAUUCAUAAGUUUUGGGAAAAAAUCAAACAUUAACUGUAGAAAUAGCAAUUAAAAAUGACCAGGAAUCAGACCAAAUUGUU
This is a messenger RNA of Protopterus annectens (West African lungfish), 2536 nucleotides long. RefSeq names its product Rho guanine nucleotide exchange factor 39 (gene ARHGEF39). Bases 23 to 1324 code for a protein of 433 amino acids. Lineage: Eukaryota; Metazoa; Chordata; Ceratodontiformes; Protopteridae. Gene Ontology annotation, molecular function: guanyl-nucleotide exchange factor activity. Gene Ontology annotation, cellular component: plasma membrane. The transcript is spliced from 11 exons. The record is from RefSeq and is a predicted model, not a curated record. Gene Ontology annotation, biological process: positive regulation of cell migration.